Molecule: messenger RNA, 966 nt
Organism: Rhizopus microsporus ATCC 52813
Lineage: Eukaryota; Fungi; Mucoromycota; Mucoromycetes; Mucorales; Rhizopodaceae
Product: 4-dihydromethyltrisporate dehydrogenase
Exons: 4
Coding region: 1-966 (321 amino acids)
Cellular component (GO): cytosol
Molecular function (GO): aldose reductase (NADPH) activity
Source: RefSeq, a predicted model, not a curated record
AUGACUGCUGAUUACGUUGUCUUGAACAGAACUGGUGACAAGAUGCCUCUUCGUGGCUUUGGUUGCUGGAAGAUUCCCAAAGAUGUCUGCGAGGAAACUGUCUACAAUGCUAUCAAGGUCGGUUACCGUCACUUUGAUGGUGCCUGCGACUAUGGUAACGAAGUCGAAGUCGGACGCGGCAUUAAGAGAGCUAUUGAUGAAGGUUUAGUAAAAAGAGAAGAUUUGUUCAUCGUAACAAAGUUAUGGAACACCUUUCACAACAAGAAGCAUGUACGACCUUUGUGUGAAAGACAACUAAAGGACUGGGGCUUAGAUUACUUUGACCUUUAUCAUGUUCACUUCCCUAUCCCUAUAGCCUAUGUCGAUCCUUCCGAGAAAUAUCCUCCUGAAUGGUUCAAGAAGGGCAAGGAUACUAUCGAACUUGAAGCUUCACCUAUGCAUGAAUGUUGGGCUGAAAUGGAAAAACUCGUUCAAGAUGGUUUGGUACGCAACAUUGGUGUCUGUAACUUCAAUUGUCAAGCUUUGAUUGAUUUGCUUGCUUAUGCCAAGAUCAAGCCUGCCGUUUUACAAAUUGAAUUGCAUCCUUACUUGCCUCAAGAAAAUCUCUGCAAGUGGGUUAAGGCUCAAGGUAUUCACAUCACUGCCUACUCAUCCUUUGGUCCUGCCUCUUAUGUUACCUUGGGUGAACACGGCAAGCAAGCUCCUUCUUUACUUGAUCACGACAUUGUCAACUCAGUCGCCAACAAGCACAAGGUCUCUGCCGGUCAAGUCUUGUUGCGUUGGGCCUUGGACCGUGAAUUUGUAGUGAUACCCAAGAGCCAGAACGAGCAAAGAAUGAAGGAUAACUUUAACAUUUUGGACAUCAAGUUGGAUAAUGAAGACAACAAGGCUUUGGAUUCGCUCAAGUCUUUCAACUUGAGAUUCAACGACCCCAAGGUUUGGUUUGACUUGCCUCUUUUCGCUUAG